Molecule: messenger RNA, 1368 nt
Organism: Dermacentor andersoni
Lineage: Eukaryota; Metazoa; Arthropoda; Arachnida; Ixodida; Ixodidae
Source: RefSeq, a predicted model, not a curated record
AUGAAUGAUGGUGAGCACGCAGGAUCAACAUCGUUGCCCCCUCCGUCACUAUCGCCAGCUACGUCGCUUUUCCCUAUGGUUGUGGUUGUGCAACCCAAGGAUCCCGGAACUUUCUGCGGGACGGAUGGAGCCGAUGUUGAAGAGUGGCUGGCUAUGUACGAACGCGAACUGGCCUCCCAUGCCCAAUCUUCCACAGAGUGCUAUGUCUUGUACAUUGAGGACGGGCUGGCACUGUGUCAUAAAGCCGAUCACGACAUGACAGAAGCUGAGAAGGAUGUGAUACUCCAGCUCAAGCAUCAAGUCAUCGAUGACAUGUGUCGCAGCGCCAAGGCAAUCCUGGGCCUUGACCUGGAGAGUGCUUUCGACAGGGUCAGCCGUUCGGCCUUCUGGGAGAUCACUGAGCUCAACCUCGCAUCGAGGUCUCCUAUUUCUCCAUCAACUGCCACGUGUGACAACUCAAAGCAAGGAUACCUGCAUCGAUGUGACCUAUGUGACCACGAGGCUGAUAAAUUGUUUCAUCUGGACGCAUAUGCCAGCUUCCAUACCGACGAAAAACCAUAUCAGUGCCCUUUAUGCUCUCGGAGCCUUUCAGGAAAGGGCCACCUAAAAAUCCACUUGCGCACUCACACAGGUGAGAAGCCCUAUCAGGGCCCUUCAUGCUCUCGGAGCUUCUCAGUAAAGGACAACGUUAUGAAACACCUGCACGCCCACACUGGCGAGAAGACAAAUCAGUGCCCUUCAUGCUCUCGGAACUUCUCAGAAAAAGACAAGCUUACGAAACACCUGCGCUCCCACACAGAUGAGAAGCCACAUCAGUGCCCUUCAUGCUCACAGAGCUUCUCAGAAAAGGGCAACCUCAUGAUACACCUGCGCACCCACACAGGCGAGAAGCCAUUUCAAUGCCAUUCAUGCCCUCGUAGCUUCUCACGAAAGAACCGCCUGAACGAACACCUGUGCACCCAUACAAGUGAGAAGCCAUUUGAGUGCCCUUCGUGCCUUCAGAGCUUCUCACAAAAGGCCAGCCUGAAAUCGCACGUGUGCACCGACACAGGUGAGAAGCGAUAUCAGUGCCCUUCAUGCUCUCGGAGCUUCUUGCGAAUGAGUCACCUGAAUGAACACCUGCGCACCCACACAGGUGAGAAGCCAUUUCAGUGCCCUUCAUGCCUUCGGAGCUUCUCACAAAAGGCCUACCUGAAAUCUCACCUGCGUACCCACACAGGCGAGAAGCCUUAUGAGUGCCCUUCAUGCUCUCGCGGCUUCUCGCGAAAGAUUCUCCUGAAUAACCACCUCCGCACCCACACAGAGCUUCUCACCAAAGGCCAGCCUGAAAUCCCACCUGCGUACCCACACAGGCGAGAAGCCUUAUGA